ACGUCGUCUGCUGUGUUGUUUGGACUCAACCAUCACGUCAAUGGGUGUUUUAUUGAGCUGUUGCAUGGUACAGACCAGUGUCAUGGCUCCCUGAACAAGUAGAUGAGCAAGAGAUACCGGUUUUUUGAUUACGUUAUAAUUAGCUAGCUAGAGUUUUUUUUAUUCAGCGUUUGAUAGCACUCUAGUUCUAUCUACCUUUUUUCUCUAGUAUUACUUUAUAUUUGAGAGAGGUAGUAAAACCAGUUUAUCAAAAUGGCAGGGAGUAGCAUGGCACAGAAAACAUGGGAGCUACAAAACAGUAUGCAGGAAGUUCAGAGCAUAGAUGAAAUUUAUAAAUAUGACAAAAAACAACAGCAAGAAAUCCUUGCUGCGAAGCCAUGGACAAAGGAUCAUCAAUACUUUAAGUACUGCAAGAUCUCUGCUCUGGCGCUGCUGAAAAUGGUGAUGCACGCCAGGUCCGGGGGCAACCUAGAGGUGAUGGGACUGAUGCUGGGUAAAGUGGACGGGGAGACCAUGAACAUCAUGGACAGCUUUGCCUUACCAGUGGAGGGCACAGAGACCCGGGUCAACGCGCAGGCUGCGGCUUAUGAAUACAUGGCUGCCUACAUUGAGAAUGCCAAACAGGUUGGUCGGCUGGAGAACGCCAUUGGCUGGUACCACAGUCAUCCAGGCUACGGCUGCUGGUUGUCAGGUAUCGAUGUCAGCACUCAGAUGCUCAACCAGCAGUUUCAAGAGCCCUUCGUGGCAGUGGUGAUUGACCCCACUCGCACCAUAUCUGCAGGGAAAGUCAAUCUUGGCGCCUUCAGAACAUAUCCCAAAGGUUACAAACCUCCUGAUGAAGGACCCUCUGAGUAUCAGACGAUUCCCCUGAACAAGAUCGAAGACUUUGGUGUGCACUGCAAACAGUAUUAUGCCUUGGAGGUGACUUAUUUCAAGUCUUCCCUCGACCGGAAAUUACUGGAGCUCCUCUGGAAUAAAUACUGGGUCAACACUCUGAGCUCUUCAAGUCUUCUGACGAAUUCAGAAUACACCACAGGCCAGGUGUUUGACCUGUCUGAGAAGCUGGAGCAGUCGGAGGCUCAGCUGGGAAGAGGAAGCUUCAUGCUGGGCCUGGACACACACGACAGGAAGUCUGAGGACAAACUGGCCAAAGCUACACGAGACAGCUGCAAGACGACCAUUGAGGCGAUCCAUGGUCUGAUGUCUCAAGUCAUCAAGGAUAAACUCUUCAAUCAAAUCAACACGUCUGCCAACUAAGCCCGAAAUGGCCCAAGUCGAGUUCACGCCUCGUGUGUGUGUGUGUGUGUGUGUGUGUGUAUUACUGUGUAUGUUUAGCAUUUAGAUUCUUGUUAGCAGAAUGAUCUGUCACUUAUUAUCUGAAGAAAGUUAGUGAAUGAUUGAUCUCAACUUGUGUGCACGUAAAUAAAUAGUGGUGUUUAAAGUGUA
Molecule: messenger RNA, 1446 nt
Organism: Oncorhynchus kisutch (coho salmon)
Lineage: Eukaryota; Metazoa; Chordata; Actinopteri; Salmoniformes; Salmonidae
Gene: cops5
Product: COP9 signalosome subunit 5
Exons: 9
Coding region: 253-1257 (334 amino acids)
Molecular function (GO): protein binding; metallopeptidase activity
Source: RefSeq, a predicted model, not a curated record